Molecule: messenger RNA, 2748 nt
Organism: Alosa alosa (allis shad)
Lineage: Eukaryota; Metazoa; Chordata; Actinopteri; Clupeiformes; Clupeidae
Gene: irf6
Product: interferon regulatory factor 6
Exons: 8
Coding region: 225-1697 (490 amino acids)
Biological process (GO): immune system process; regulation of transcription by RNA polymerase II
Cellular component (GO): nucleus
Molecular function (GO): DNA-binding transcription factor activity, RNA polymerase II-specific; RNA polymerase II cis-regulatory region sequence-specific DNA binding; protein binding
Source: RefSeq, a predicted model, not a curated record
UUCGGGAAGGAGAGAAGGAAUACCGUGGUGGCUUGCCCGCUGUCACUUCGAGCACAGUGUUGGUACCCUACCAACACAUUGGUUAAGCUCUUCAGUUUUAGAUUACGCGUAAGCGAUAGGCUAAAAUCCAACCAAAUAGCCCAGGCUAUUUAUUUUUAUUUUUUACCCAGUUCCCCCCGGAUUUAAAAAGAGUGCUUCCUGGUCUGCGACGUUUUCAGGCGGACAUGUCUGGUCAGCCACGGCGUGUGCGGCUGAAGCCAUGGCUAGUGGCCCAGGUGGACAGUAGCAAUUACCCUGGUUUGGUGUGGCUGGACCGUGAGAUCAGGCGCUUCCAGAUCCCCUGGAAGCAUGCCACCCGCCACACCCCCCAACACGAGGAGGAGAACACCAUCUUUAAGGCUUGGGCAGUGGAGACUGGAAAGUUCCAGGAAGGUGUGGAUGAGCCAGACCCAGCCAAGUGGAAGGCACAGCUGCGGUGUGCUCUUAACAAAAGCCGUGAAUUCAAUCUCAUCUACGAUGGCACCAAAGAGGUGCCUAUGAACCCUCUCAAGAUAUACGACGUCUGUGACAUUCCGCAGCCUCUUAGCAACCCUGGUUCCACAGGCUCUGUGCCUUGGGAAGACGAUGCAGACGGAGACGACGAGAACCCUGACACACCAGAACCCCUUCCACCCUACCCAAAACAGAAUGGCACUAGCUCGUCCCCCCUGGGCCCCCCGGUUUGGACGCCCCCAGGGUCGGUGUCCCCCAUGCAGCCGCCCAGCUGCCCCCCAUCCUCGGUGGAGGUGUGGCCCAAGGAGGAGCCUGUGGAGAUGGACGUACAGCCCCCACCCAUGGACAUUCAACCAGCGCCCAUAGUGGUGAUGCAGCCCCCUCCCAUAGUGAUGCCCCCAACUCUUCCUGAUGCCAUGAUGUUUGCUACCCCGGAGACAUGGAUCAGCUCCCUGCCUAUGACUGACCUGGAGGUGCAGUUCCGCUACCGGGGCAAGGAGGUGUGCCCGACCAUCAACGUGAGCAACCCGCAGGGCUGCCGCCUCUUCUAUGGGGACCUGGGCCCCAUGGUCAACCAGGAGGAGCUGUUUGGACCCGUGAGCUUGGAGCAGCUGCGCUUCCCCACCACCGAGCACAUCACCAACGAGAAGCAGCGGCUCUUCACCAACCGCCUGCUGGACGUCAUGGACCGCGGCCUCAUCCUGGAGGUCAGCGGGCAUGACAUCUACGCCGUGCGCCUCUGCCAGUGCAAGGUGUACUGGUCGGGGCCAUGCGCACCCAAUCCCACCGCACCCAACCUCAUCGAGCGCCAGCGCAAGGUCAAACUCUUCUGUCUGGAGUCCUUCCUCAGUGGUGUAAUUGCCCAUCAGCGUGGCAUGUCUGGCAGCCCACCGGAGUUUGACAUCAACCUGUGUUUUGGCGAGGAGUGGCCUGAUGGCAGGCCGCAGGAGAGGAAGCUGAUUAUGGUCCAGAUCGUCCCAGUCGUGGCGCGCAUGAUCAGCGAAAUGUUCUCCGGCGACUGCACGCGCUCCUUCGACAGUGGCAGCGUGCGUCUGCAGAUCUCCAUUCCCGACAUCAAGGACAACAUUGUGUCACACCUCAAGCAGCUCUACAGCCUGCUGCAGACCCACCAGCCCCCAGGGGAGGGCUGGACCAUCCCGCCCGGGGCGGCCAUGCAACUGCCCCCCACACUACAGGCCCAGUAGGACAAGUUGACACACACACACACACACACACACACACACACACACACACACACAUACAUACUGCCCCAACAUAAACACAGUUCUUCUGAGUGCCUUGUGGUGUAAAAGAGACCCUGGUCAGCACUGUGAGACUAUGGUCUGCUUUGAAAAGAGUACUUAGAUUCCUGAAAUAUAAUUUUCUAGUGACUGUUUUCUCUACAUUUAAAAAAAUAAUUAGCGAUGCUAUGGUCUUGUUACAUUAUACAUCUUAUACACAUUGGGUGUCUCAUUUGUGUAUCGUUUCUUUUAGACAGAGGAAGGCAGUUGUGCAGGACUGAAGUAGAGCUAGUUGCUUUAUAACCUAGUGCAGCACCAGAAAGCAUCAAGGGUCAAAGUCCUGCAGGUCGCAAGGUCACUUUUUAAACUGUUAAUCAUUUACUCUCUGUGGCCUCCAUUUGGGUCUGACCCUUACUUUCAUACUGAAUCUUGACCUUAUACUCAGUCUCCAGAUACAACUUCUAAGACAUAAGCGGUAUCAUCACCAUUAGUCAUUGGUGUUUGCCUUGCAUUCCUAGUUACUUUUGCCAAAUUCUGGGUGCUGACAGAUCGUAGAGACUGUUUUUUAUAUGUAUUCUUCUGUGGAGAUAUGUUUGUUUGUCCCCACCCUGGUCCUUUUAGGGAUUUGGAGAUGUACAGAGCUUUUCCACUUUAUUUCUUGUGUGCAGUUUCCUCAUUAUGUUGGUUAUGUAGAUCACAAGCUUGGAAAUUCUCAUGGAAUCACUAUUAUAAAGCUGUUUAUAUGCAUUACAAAACUAAUUUCUAUUUUAUGCUUCAAGGGACAAGACUUGUGAUUUUAUUGUCAGUGGAUUGUUUUUCAUUUAUAAGAAACUGAUGAAAUGUAGAAAGAGUAAUUAAUGUUUUCUCACCAUUGACAAACAUAAUGAGUAUAGUAAGCAUGGCAUAUUGGGUUAACAGCACAAAAAUGCUUUUGUUAGUUGUUAGCGCAAAUAUUUUAUUACAUAACUGUAUGUACCUGACCGAUUUUAGCAAAUAAAACUUCUGUUUAAAAGUC